This is a messenger RNA of Plodia interpunctella (Indianmeal moth), 2124 nucleotides long. It is a transcript of the gene slou, whose product is annotated as slouch. The coding region runs from base 146 to 1003 and encodes 285 amino acids. Lineage: Eukaryota; Metazoa; Arthropoda; Insecta; Lepidoptera; Pyralidae. The transcript has 4 exons. Gene Ontology annotation, cellular component: nucleus. The record is from RefSeq and is a predicted model, not a curated record. Gene Ontology annotation, biological process: cell differentiation; regulation of transcription by RNA polymerase II. Gene Ontology annotation, molecular function: DNA-binding transcription factor activity, RNA polymerase II-specific; RNA polymerase II cis-regulatory region sequence-specific DNA binding.
AGUCAGUCUCCUGACGUGCAGCUAUGAGAAAGGGCUCGGAUUACAGUUAUACCACGUGAUACUGAACUACCAAAGUGCAGUGUUGUGACAAACAAAACUAUCACAUGACAUGUUAGAUGUUUUGCAGUAGCGCAAAGGCUUUGAUAUGACGAUGCUUGCGAUGGCGCGAGGCGACGAGAGGAGAGAAGAAGAGGCAGAGACAGAGACUGAAACAGAAGCCAAUGGAGAAGUGGAUGUGGUGGGAGUAGAAGAAGCGGCGCCCGUAGAUUUAACUAGGAGGUUAGGCUUAACGAGACCGCCUGAGAGACAAGCGAUAGCGUUUUCAGUAGAAAAUAUUUUAGACCCUACAAAAUUCACUGGACGAUCUGAAGUGCCGCUGAGAUAUGAUGAGCAGUAUUGGCGGCCGCAUUACGAUCGAGAUGACAGUGAUUCCGUGAAAGACCACCUGCACUCGGACCUUGAGGCUGAUGAUGUGGAGACGGACGACCAGACUUCCAACUUGGACGACGACGUGCUCACGCAGUCCGACCUGGACGAGAACGGAGACCCCAAGAGCCCCACUAGCUCCAGCUCCAAGAAGGGGAAGAGUAGUUCUUCAAGGGACUCAAAAGGGGGCACGAAGCCGAGAAGAGCCAGAACAGCGUUCACGUACGAGCAGCUGGUGUCACUGGAGAACAAGUUCAAAACAACCAGGUACCUGUCCGUCUGCGAGCGACUCAACCUGGCUCUCAGUCUGAGCCUCACGGAGACACAGGUAAAAAUAUGGUUCCAGAACAGACGUACAAAGUGGAAAAAGCAGAACCCUGGCAUGGAUGUCAACAGCCCGACGGUGCCUCCCCCCUCCGCGGGCGGGUUCCCCUCAGGGGCCUACCCUGGCGGCCUGUUGUACUCCCACGGGGUGCCCUACCCCUUCACGGGCCCGGGGCCAUACGCGCCUUACUUCCACCACCUCGCUGCGAACCACCACCAUACUCACAAUGGUUUGGGGCACUCCCAUUCGUGAUUGUGGCAGCGGCCAGGGUCGAUUGACCCUAGGGUCGACAAAGAGAACGACAGUGGUGUGUCGAAUUGAUGUGAAAAUGGAAAAAUUGAAUUGUGUCUUUAAAAAUAGUGUUGUGACUUUUCGACGAGACAUUACAGAUGUUAUCGCUCCAUCGCUCCACACUGUCGCCGAAAACUCAGACACAUGCCGACGUGGAUGCGAGAACAUUGCGUAGUUAGUAUGAGAGCUUUUAUUUACCGCAAUGAAAAACCAGCAAUUUUUAUACAGAAUUCACCAAGUUUGGCUGAUCGACGACAGUGUGAGCAUAAUGUGUAACAUGAUUUUUCAUGAUUAUUAUUUUUUAAAGUUGGUUGCCAAAUUUUGCCAAAACGGCCGGAGCGGUCUGUACCAGUAGUGCUAGAUGAUUUUUUUUUACUAAUUAACUGACCAAUAGUAACAGGGCGAGUGCAAACGUACUGUUUCUAGUUUUCAUUAAUUGUUUUUUGAUAAAUUAAAUUAUGAACCUCAAUAAUUGUGAUGAUUUUUUUAAGUACUUAAUACAAAAUAAAAAAACAUUAUUAUGAAGUCAAAAAUACCACUCAAGCUAGUUAUUUGGAUAAAACAAAAAUUGCAGCGGCGAAUAGUAUAUAAAUUAACUUUAUUAGAUAAAAUAUGAUUAUAAAUUGAUUGUGAUACCUACGUUUUAAGAUAAGGCCACAACUUAGAUCGCAUCUGGUUACGAAAAAUAAGUAGUAUCGGCCGAAGGGACUAUAACAUGUACCUAUUACCUACUAUGACAAUUGAUUAAAAACUUUGAUUUUUUGAUACUUCAAUAUGUAAAAAUAACGCUGGUGUAAUGGUUAAUGACUUCCGCUUGCGGAUCGAAAGGUCCCUGGUUCAAUUCCUACUCGUGCCACAUGAGUUUAUAGACCAAUCCGGCUCAGUAUAGUAGAUUUCAUAGUCCACCAGUCCAGCUUUCAGUGAAGGAAAACAUUGUGGGGAAACCUGCACUUUGGUUGAUUAUCAACUUGUGUGUGAAAUGGAGAAGGCAAUGGCAAACCACUCCAUUGAUAGUGUCAUUGUUUCCUCAGUCAUGAGGAAUACGACUAUGAAGAAUAUGUGAAAAUUAAAAAGGGAAAAAA